AUCACUGGACUGCGCUGGAGAAUCGUGCAUUCGCAUGGUUGGUUGUCAUUAAUUGUCAUCGUCAUCACGUUGGGUCACGUUGGAUGAACGUUUGUGAACGUUUCCGAGUAGAAUUUGGUAAAAGUUAACUCGCAACCGUAGAGCGGUUUAAAAAUUGACCAGUGAAUUAAGAAGUAGAAAGCGCAGCGAAUGGUGGAAAAAUGUCGGAGUUGGGGAAUUGGUUGAAUUCUGUUCCAAUAUUUACGAGAUAUUGGUUACUCUUAACGGCGGGACUGACCUUACUAGGAAGAUGCGGUUUCGUGGAUUCAAUUACCAUGAUCCUCCUGCGCGACCGCUUUAUACAUAAUUUUGAAAUCUGGAGACCCGUCACUAGUUUAUUCUUUUAUCCCCUCAAUCGCGCCACGGGGUUCCAUUUUUUGAUCAAUUGCUACUUCCUCUACAAUUAUUCGUUGAGGCUCGAACGAGGAGUAUUCGAUGGAAGGCCAGCUGACUAUUGCUUCAUGUUAUUAUUCAACUGGAUAUGCUGCGUCGUGAUAGGACUUUUUGCAGACUUCCAUUUACUUAUGGAUCCUAUGGUUUUAAGCGUUCUCUACGUUUGGUGCCAAUUGAACCCAGAAAUUGUGGUGAACUUCUGGCUUGGAACCCAAUUUAAAGCCGUGUACUUGCCAUGGGUACUUUUCGGAUUUAAUCUCAUCAUUUCGGGAGGUGGAAUGCUAGAACUAAUUGGUAUUUUAGUUGGACAUUUAUAUUUCUUCCUGAAGUUCAAGUACCCUCAAGAAUUUGGUGGUCUGGAUUUAUUGAGCACUCCAAAAAUUCUUGAAUACUAUUUCCCACUGGAAAGGACCGGAGUCAGAGGAUUUGGAAGCGCUCCUAUUCAAAGACCAGGAACGCGUCCGGCGCAAGUUCCUAGAAAUAUGAUGGGUGGACAUAACUGGGGUCGAGGUCAUGUCUUAGGGUGAUUCCACUACAUUAAAAUGACUGUACACAUUGUUAACUAUUAAAAGUGCAUUUCGGUACUUCAUAGAGAAAUCAUAACAUUUCAAUAAUAUUAUUUGACUUUACUGUGUCGCCCCGAAGUUAAGUCAUUGGAUCAACUAGAUCUUGCAAUGCAUUUUGUAAAUAUUUACAGUUAAAUUUAACACCCUACAAAUACAAUAAAGGAACUUUUCUAAAUGA
Messenger RNA from Orussus abietinus, 1176 nucleotides. RefSeq names its product derlin-1 (gene Der-1). The transcript has 2 exons. Gene Ontology annotation, biological process: endoplasmic reticulum unfolded protein response. The record is from RefSeq and is a predicted model, not a curated record. Gene Ontology annotation, cellular component: Hrd1p ubiquitin ligase ERAD-L complex; endoplasmic reticulum membrane. The coding region runs from base 201 to 959 and encodes 252 amino acids. NCBI's taxonomy places the organism in Eukaryota, Metazoa, Arthropoda, Insecta, Hymenoptera, Orussidae. Gene Ontology annotation, molecular function: misfolded protein binding; ubiquitin-specific protease binding.